Fundulus heteroclitus (mummichog) is the source of this 729-nucleotide messenger RNA. It is a transcript of the gene manbal, whose product is annotated as mannosidase beta like. NCBI's taxonomy places the organism in Eukaryota, Metazoa, Chordata, Actinopteri, Cyprinodontiformes, Fundulidae. Gene Ontology annotation, cellular component: membrane. The record is from RefSeq and is a predicted model, not a curated record. Bases 187 to 447 code for a protein of 86 amino acids. The transcript has 3 exons.
UUUCCGUAAAGCUUUUUUUUUUUUGUCCUCCCAUUUUUCCCUUUUCUUGUGAAGUUGUCCAGUUUUUUUCGUAGUGUGCAAAUUCCUUUGAGUUAUUUAUCUUUUUGGGAACCAAAUAAACGGUGGAGGCUUUUGCGCCAUUGCUGGAAGUUCCCCGGAUGAAACGAGCCCAAACCCGGCAGCGCCAUGUCUGCAGAGCUGGACCUCUCCCCCCCUGAAGUACCUGAGCCCACCUUGCUGGAAAGCAUCCUGCGCUACGGGCUCUUCCUGGGAGCCAUCUUCCAGCUGAUCUGCAUCCUGGCGGUCAUAUUCCCAUCAUCCAAGGGUCCUGAGCAGGAGGAAACGGAGGCAGCGGAAAGCAAAACUGGUGAACAGAUGAAGAAACCAAAAGGACCCGCGCCUCAGAUUCGACAGAAGCAAAAGAAAGAGAGCAAAAAGAAGAGAUAGAUGUGUCCUGUCCUGUUUUUUUUUUUGUAUUUGUGUUUUGUCAUUAGAAACUUUAGUCACUGUUAUAGGACUCUGAUAUCAUAUCACAACACUACAUCUUAGACAUUUCAGAAUGACCCUCAGCUUGAUCCGGUUUACACUCCGCACACUCGUGCUAAAUGGCAUUUUGUCUGCUGAUUGUUAACGCAGAUAAAUAGUAUUUUGGAGUGUUUGCUUUUCAUUUAUAUGCUUUUAUUAUUCUAUACAUGUGUGGAUUAAAACAAAUAAAAAAAAUCAAACACC